AUACUAAAAAUGUAAGAAAAUGAAAAAUAAAGAAGAAUGAAAAAUCAAUUUCGUCAUCUAUUAGGCAAUGGUGGAAAAUCAAAAUAUUUACAAAUAGCUACGCUUUUAGGUAAAUAUGUAAAUAGCUGUGUGUGCAAGAAUCGUUAACGAACACCUACAUAUAUUUGCCUACCAAUGCACAAGUGUAUACAAAUGUAUAUAUGUGGGUGGUGAAAAUUUAUGCGUUUGAACUUAACUUUCAAUAGUUCUAAGGUUUCUUGUAAAAUUUCCAAUUAUUUUCGCGCGUCCUCAAUCGACCAUCCACAUCAAUCGCGUUUAGUUCGACGGAUGUGUUCAUAAGAAACGUUUAUAAUUUUAGAAAAUUUAAGAGUAGUUAAUAUAUUACAAACAUUAACAAAUAAAAUUUCACCAUGCAACUCUAUAAACUAUUAAUCGCGCUUAUUUCUGCACUAACAAUAGCUGAGGGUCUGAGCUUUACGGUGACUUCUAAAGUUUAUUUAGAAGUGAAGCAUCAAAAGAAACCGCUUGGACGCAUAGUUUUAGGGCUGUUUGGUAAAACUGCACCAAAAGCAGUCGCUAAUUUUCGUCAUAUAUGCUUACGUGGCAUUAAUGGCACCACGUAUGCGGGUUCAAAAUUCCAUCGCGUAAUUAAUCGUUUCCUCAUACAAGGUGGGGAUAUUUUAAAUGGGGAUGGUACAGGUUCUACCAGCAUUUAUGGUGAUUAUUUUGAAGAUGAGGCAUUAACCAUUGAACAUAAUCGACCUGGAUAUUUGGGGUUGGCAAAUCGUGGACCUGAUACAAAUGGUUGUCAAUUUUAUAUAACUACUAUAUCGGCCUCAUGGCUAGAUGGUAAGCAUACAGUGUUUGGUAAAGUGCUCGAUGGUAUGGAUACGGUACAUGCAAUUGAAGAUGUUAAAACGGAUACUGAUGAUUGUCCUAUGGAUCCAGUUAUCAUUACCAAUUGUGGUGAAAUCGCAAUAGAACCAUUUGAGUUUUAUCCCGAUGACUUUAACAUAAUGAGUUGGGUCAAGGCCGCUGGACUGCCUGUAAUGAGUAGCUUCAUUGUUUUGUUUAUUUUCCACUACUUUUUCCGUCAACUAAAUAUGUACUGUUGACUAUUUAAAAAUUAUGUAAUUCCAUAAAAUUGUAUAUGUGCGUUUUAAACACUAAUAUUAAAUAUAUUAAUUAUAUAUUUAUAGCAAUAAUAAAAUUUUACAUGUGACUAAAAUAUAAAAAUUUUCCGAAACAUUCUAUUUCGUUUUAUUUGUUCGCAUCGUUUUGCUUUCGAUACUGUUUGGAGAUGAUACCACGUAGUAGAAUGGGCAAAGUUGGCCCUAAGUGCAACUAGAAAUAUAAAAAAUUACAAAUAUUUAAAAUUCUGAUAAAUUUUUUCUAUUUUUUUUUACUCACAUCGAUGUAUAGGUAAUCUUCAAGCAUUUGUCCCUCUUCAUAGAACUUUGCUUCUGGCUUUAUCAACAGUACGAGUUGUGCCUCGCCACUGUAGUAGUUCGUUUUGCUGUUACUAAAUAUUUUACAUAAAGUAAAGUGAUGCUUUUGAUCUUCAUAAACCGAUUUGUUCAAACUAUUGUAAUAGUUUUGCAAUUCUUUGCGUUCCUUGGCACCCACUUCCAAGCGUGUAUGAUGCUCCGUCUUAUCGAAAUCGAAGGAAUGUGCAUGCUUCACUUUUGGAUCUGUUUCCGCAUCAAUGACCCGUUCGUACAUAUUCCGAUAGCGUUUGCCAAAUAAGCUGGGCGAUUUCUUUUCAGCUGCAAAAAAUAGGUAAUCGUGAUCUUCACUGAAAUACAUAAUAUAAAUUAAUAUUUUUUGGAAAUUUUAUUAUUUUCAAAUCUAUAACUAUACCUCUUUCUCACUUCGAAAUCCACAUAUAAUCCGGGUAUUUUCACUUCGGUACGCACAGACGCAAUCAAUUUGCCAGGUCCGUGGAAAUGUAAAUCGAUCGUGAACUUUCUCAACUGUCCCAAAACCAAAACAUUCAUAUUUAAUAUAAAACCCUGUUGAUGGAAUGGCAAGGGUUGUGUGGUGAAAUGUUUCAAGUUAAUUGGCAUGGAUUCACCAUAGUUGCUGAGCAUUUUCAAAUACUCCUGAUGCACUUUACGCAACAACAUAACCAAUUUUGGAUUUUCCCGCAAUUGUCUAAGGAACUUUUGUGUCUCAAUCAGUUGUUCCAAUACGCUUGCAUGUGGUAGCUCCGCAUUAUUAUUAACAAUCACAUAGCUUCUCAUCAUGUGAUAGAAACGUGCCUCGCGACUACUCGUAGUACUCUUAGUGCUGCCCGUUUGUAAGCUACUAAUCGAGUAUUUGGUGGUCAACAUACUGACAUUGUCCUCCUCUCUUGGCGCUGGCAAAUCCUCAUCGUAUUCGGUGAUGGACUUGAAUACUUCGAAAUAAUAAAUUGAUUGUAGCAAUUCAUAUUCCAUCAAUACUUCUACCAUAUCCUGCUCAGGUCGUGCUAAUUUCGUGGUAACCUCAAUUAUAGGCAUAAUACCUUGCCCACGAAAGUGUAUAAUCUGUUCCUCGCUCUUAUUAGCGUUGACUAGUAUGUCGUGUGUGAAUUGCUCGGAGAAGCCCAUUAAGCCUUCAACGGUCAAUAGUUUUGAUUUGAAUUUGCAAAUGUCGAAGGUCUUCUCUCCAAUGAUUUUUGCAUAACCUUGACUGAGACGCUGAUUUUUAUCCACCACAGUUUUAUGACUUAUACUAACUGUGAUGGGAUAUUGUGUGACAUUUAUAAUUCUCACCGAUUGUCUGAAGAGCUCAUACCAAGGCUUAAAAGGCGUAAAAAAGGAUGAGUUGCUUAGGAAAAUCUUAUUUAACUAUUUUUAAAGUAAUACCUGUAUGCCGAGGUAUACACUUUCGGAAGAGAAUUGCAUAACUCUUUCCAAAUUAAUUAGUGUUAUAUCAAAUUGUUGAGGACAACUACCAACUGUGUCGAGUACAAAAACCGCCGUUUUAGCAUAACCUAAAAAAUAUUCGGAAAAACAUUUAGUCUAAGAGCCAACAGGUGGUUCGAUGUAUAUUAAAAAUAUAUCAAGAUUUACCCGGUUUCACCGGGGGUAAAAAUAGUGCACAUUGCGCUGUUUUAAAUUUCGCUAUAUGACCGCUUUUCUCAAUGAAAUGUAUGGUGCGAUCACUAUCACACUCUUCUAUACUCUCUUGUGAGAUAUCAUAGGAAUCUUCCAAAUUCAGCCCAUACAGCACGGCAUCCAAUGUUUUGCGUACAAAUUCUCCAGAAGAGCAACGUUGCGCACUCAAACACUCAUCAUACUGAUCAUCGGCUUUUGUUAUAUAACGUUUAUGUUCCAAAUCCAAAUUGUUUAUGAUUUCAUUGAUGAUUUCAACAAUGCCAAUCGGGUCUUCAAGCUUAUGCAUUCGACAACGAUAUUUCUGGUAGCGCAAUGUCAUAUUCCAUUUAUAAAUUGAAUCUUCAUCUGAAUCGCUGCCAUCAAUAUCCAACAUACGUAGGAUUUCGGAGAGUAUGUCCAGUGAAAAUUUAUAAGUGUCGUCAUACUGGAAAGUGUAAAAUUAUUAUUGAAGAAAGUUACUUAUAUUAUUUACUGCCUUACAUCCGCUACAUAUGUCGUUUUCUCUUCGACUUUCUUCCAUUUGUACUGUGCAUUCAAACAGGAAAUAUUGCGCAAUUCCACAUAGGUGACACUCGCGUUUUCACGUGUAAAUAGUAUCAUAUCCGGUUGCAUGAUUCUCAAUUCUGGACUACGUAUUUUCAAUUUCAACUGCAGUGAUCUCUAUAUAGGGUUCAAUAGUGAAUGAAAGUGGAUAGUUUUUACUUUUCGUAUUACCUGAUAUUUAUUAUUGGCUUCGCAGAGUAUACGGCCAUCGACGGUAGAGCAGAAUUCGUCACGUAUUGCAGAUUUAUUUAGAGCAAUUAUAAUAUCUUUUUGUUCCAGACCUUGCAUGGGAAAAUUUAUGAUUUUGGCGAAAUUUUGCUCAAAAAAAUUCUUUAUUUUAAAAGGUCCCACACUCUUGAGCCAUACUUUGCACUUCACGUCCACCAUGUUCUUUAGACUUGCUAUGGCUUUGAUAACGAAAGAGAGGAAUACAAUAAAAAUGAGAUUUAGAUUAUACUAUAUACAUAUUAUAAUGGCGUUAAACGAGUUGAUCCACUGAUGAAGCAGAUCAAUAGGUCAACUGGCUGGUGGGUCCCACAACUUCUAUAGAAAUAUUUACCGUAAUAUAAAAUCAUAGUUUCACUCUUACCCAACACCGGAUGUUCUUUAAAAAUAUGCGUUCUAUUGUACUCCAUAUUGAUUGCUUUCUGACACCAAUGUAUUUCCGGUUCCACAAAUGUAGCGGUUGCUAUAAAACGUAUUGUAUGCACUUUUAGUUUGUGCUCUUGAUCAAUAGUUCUCACACGAAAUUCAUUAAAAAGUUCACCAGCUUCACACGAAUCUGCUGUUAUAUAUAAUGUACCCACCGAUUGUGGCGCCAGACAGAGUGUUUUCGGUGACACAGUCACAUGACCAUGUCCAAGUUCAAUGGCACAUUUUGUGACAUUAUUCCUUAGUUUAUCUAUAUAUAUGCAAUAUCUAUGCUUGCCAUUAUUCGUCAAUUUCACCUCUUGUAGGUACCUUGGUACAUCCGAUUCGUAUUCAUCAAAACAAUUCACCAUAAGUGUACCACAAUCAUGACCUUUGAAAAUGUCCGGUUCCAAAUUAAGGGGUGAACCCUCCACAACGUAGAUGAUUGGUAUUUCCUGUAUAAUUAUAUUAAGUCGGAGGAGUUGUAAAACGAUAUAUCACAGUUCGCUUACUAUGAUACUACAAUUCGCCACAUUUAUGAGUAAGGUAUUAUGAUAGGUUUCGGCAUCGUAGAAUUUCGAAAAAAUUGACACAUAAGUUCCCUGUCCUUCUGGUGAGAGUGUGGCGCCAAGAGGCUCAAUAUAUUGAUGUUUGUAAUUUUUCUAGAAAUAUCGGUAGUAAGGAAGAUAGUAAGUAGUAAACCGUAAAAUGAGUAUUAGAUACUCAUGUCUUGGGUUCUUAAGAAAAAAAGUACUAAACUCACCAAUCUCACUGUGAAUCUCGUCACCGUGGGCGUAUCAUUUGUUAUAUAAAUGUGUUCCACAGUUGAUUCGAGCACCCUCUGCCUUCUAUAAACUCGUGUCGUAGAUACUUUAAUUUUCACAGGCUUCACAUUGGCGACUAUAUGAAAUGGUGAACCAUUCAAAUUCCCUACGAUUUUUAUGCUGCAAAAAUUAUAUAUUUUAAAUAUCGUUAUAAACUACUCUUUUUGUUGUCGCUUACAGUCCAGAGAGCUUAACUUUGCCCAAGCGAUGAAAUAUUACCGUAGAAUGUACUACGACUUGUCCAAAUGCGGGUAUGAAAAAUUUCAAAAUAUUUUCCGGAAAUAUCAUUUCGCCACUUUCAUCCGAAGGCUGAAAAUAUACCAAAGAAAAGAAAGACAUUUGAAUUUCAGCAGUUUAAGCGCAGUCUCAAUAUAAUUACUAUAACAUCGUAGUAAAAAAAGCCGGGUACGUUGAAUGAAUUCUUAAAGAGCAUAGCACAUUGCACCUCAUCAUCGAUGUAAGUCGUUUCCGAUUCGUAGCUAAUCUCUUGUGUGAAAUUAAUAAUCGGCAGAUGGCAGGCAUAUUCCAUCCAAAGUUUGGUUGUAAACAUUUUCGAUGAUACAAAAAAGCUGUCUCGCAGAUCCCAAGACAAAUCCACAUUUUUCAUAUUCAUUUCCUCCUCGGUUAUUGGACAAAUACGCACGUUAAGCGCACGAUUGAAUAAGCCGACGCGGUUUGGUAUGAGCAGUACCGUUACCGUUUUACCCGCAUUCGGUUGUAGAUAUAUGAUUUCCUUAUCGCAGUAGAUCUCUUUCGGAUUGAAUGGUAUAAUAUUCCAAUCCAUUUGUGCGUAAUUCGCAAAUUGUUUGAGCGAAUUGAAGUAAUUGGUCUUUAGUAGCACAUCUAAAGUCGCACUGACAACACAUUCUUCGACCUCUUUGUUCUCCAAAUGCCGCGCUUCUCUUAAUUGCCGAAUAAUGGUGAAGGCGAAGUCGGGUAUGUUCUCUGUAGGGAGGAGAAUAUGAAACAUAUUUGAAAUCAAAAAUUAAAUAUCACUGUCAAUGCUCACCCAAGAUUUCCUCUUCGAAAUAUGUGCUGCAUGUGGACUGUUCGGUGCUUACGGAGCGAUACGAUAGCAAUGAUUCCGAUUUACUUACUAACUGUACCGUUUGUUCUCCUUCAUACGCAUACGGAUCGAAUUCCUCCUCCGCCAUUGCAAUCAUUGCGGAUAUAUAAUCUUUAACUGUUAUCACCGGCAAACCGUCAGCAUCGUUCACAUUUAGUACCAAAGGAGUCUCGUCACCAUCUUCGCCAACGGUGAAUUGUAGCGCAACCGGCAUCAUAAAUGGAUUCACUAGCAAUAUGAAACGUUUGCACGGUAUGCCGAAUGGUACAUAACCAAUAUCCAAUUCAUCUGGAAACAUUUUAACGCGCGCAUGCAAGGAGUGACCUCUGUGUAGGAGAAUUUAGAUAUGUGAUUCCAUAUCUAAAUACUUGAACAGUUAUAAACACCCACCUUAUGUUCACUUCUUCCAUAAUACCGUUUUUGACCUUAAAACGUAGUUUUGCCACAAAAGCGCCAAUCACCUUUGAGAAAAACGAAAUACGAAAGAUACCACUUUGACAAGGUUCCAAAUUGUAACCCUCUUCCGGUUGUACAACAGCACCGGCAGUGUCGGAGUUAAAAACAUCUUUGAACUUGAUAAUCGCAUUCACUUUACCUAUUGAAAAAUUAAAGAAAAUAAUAAAAAUAUGUUCAAGAAUCCUCAUCUACUUGAAGUCGCAUAAAUGGAGUUUUACAGAUUUGACAGAGACCUCUUUUGGAAGAAUCACUGAAAUAACGAUGCGGGUACUCACCAUCCACGUUCAAAACCUUAAUAAUCGCGCAGUGUUCUUCCCCCAUAUAAACGGUACGUAUGUAAAUUUCUUUUGGCGUGAUCUCUACUUCCGGUCCAAUUAUAGCACCUUGAAAAUUUAUCAGUUGACGUACCAUUGAUAUUUCAUCGCCAAUAGUUAGAAAUAAUAUCGUCCUCACUUUGUGUGGUGAGGACUCUUCAUCCUUAAAAUCACACUCUGCAAGUGUAACCGGACAAAAUCGUACAGGGAUCUCUAAUGAACUUUUGCCUUGAAUCGUAAAAUUCUGUCCAAAAAAAUAUAUUUUAAUUAUAUAGUAUAUAUAUCGGAUAAGCAGAUUUUGUUGAGAUCUCCUUACUAAUCUCUAAAUUUACCAUAUUCUUAAGCUUAAAUUUUGUACUAUUAAUACUCACCUCAUUGGGGAUUUGAAAGUGUUUAUAAGCCACUAAAUCACAUGGGUUGGCUAAUGGUGAAUGAAUCAUGCUGAAAGAACUGGAACUACGUAUUGAAUAUGCCUGUGAUUGUCUUACAUCCGAUUUAUAGUCAGGAUUGUCUGCUAAUUGUAUUGGAUCGCUAAAGAAUGUUGUUGUAAAAUGCUUCUCCUCAUUCGAUUCAUUACAAAUAAUGAAACUGCGCGUUGUCUCCCGUUCAUAUUUCAACGCCUCGAAGGUUAUGAGAUUUGUGUUCAUGUAAAAUGAAUUUAUUAGUGGACUAUGCAUUAUCUGAAUAUCCAAAUUAACUGUAAA
Zeugodacus cucurbitae (melon fly) is the source of this 7638-nucleotide messenger RNA. RefSeq names its product peptidyl-prolyl cis-trans isomerase, rhodopsin-specific isozyme (gene ninaA). Gene Ontology annotation, biological process: protein peptidyl-prolyl isomerization; protein folding. The record is from RefSeq and is a predicted model, not a curated record. Gene Ontology annotation, molecular function: peptidyl-prolyl cis-trans isomerase activity. Bases 411 to 1115 code for a protein of 234 amino acids. NCBI's taxonomy places the organism in Eukaryota, Metazoa, Arthropoda, Insecta, Diptera, Tephritidae. The transcript has 4 exons. Gene Ontology annotation, cellular component: intracellular membrane-bounded organelle.